Molecule: messenger RNA, 993 nt
Organism: Fusarium verticillioides 7600
Lineage: Eukaryota; Fungi; Ascomycota; Sordariomycetes; Hypocreales; Nectriaceae
Exons: 2
Coding region: 1-993 (330 amino acids)
Source: RefSeq, a predicted model, not a curated record
AUGAUUAGCUACGCCCUACUUCUAUCUUUUGGCUUCCUUGGUGUAGGUCUCGGUGCAGGUAUAGGAGAUCUCCAGGGAUUUUGCACUGAAGAGCCUGCAUUAGCUGUUGAACCUGGUACGCAGCUGGCCAUGAAACUCAACAUCAAAGAUGAUGCUCUAUGCACAGCGGAGAUCGCCUUCUCCGAGUACCUAACGUUUUCCUGGAGAUUCCAGCCUGAGCACUGCGGAGGUCCGCAGUUAGCCCAGUUCACUCUUCCAACCGGCAUCCCAAAUGGGGAUGCCUAUAUCACAUGGGGCUGUGCCGAUGAAUCCUUGUCUUGCAACCGUAUCGUGGUAAGCAAUGGCAAGGGUGACCCAACCUUGCCAACACUGAUAACCGAGACUGCCCACUGCGUCUCGCCAACCACUCUCAUCACCCAUGUUGUCACUGCCGAUCCUGAAAAACCGACCGGUGUAUUCUUAGAUACUAGGUUGCUGUAUCCUAUUAUCCCAUCAAGUGCCAAUUUGGAUACCACUUCCCCUGUUGCGACCACCCCAGCCACUCCAAGACAGCCAUGGAUUACGCCGAGUAGCUACCGAUCUCUUAUAGGAACGGGAGAAUCUCGUAAGCCCCAUGAAACAAGCGCGCGGUUGCCUACAGGCACGUCUGCUGUUGCGACCUCGACUGCAAUCAACACGUCGACUAACACGGCCUCGAUCACUGUCCCUGUUCUCGUUCCCAUAGAUGACACCACCACCACAAUCACUACUACCAACACUGCCCCGGUUACCGUCCCUGUUCUUGUUCCUAUAGAUGACACCACCACCACCCCCACCACCACCACCCCUUCCUCCGCAACCAACACUGCCUCAGAUACAGCCCCUGCUCUAUCUAUCCCUAGCGACCGCACCACGGAAGGCAGCUGGACCAAUAAGCCCUCUUAUAUCACCGUAACAUCUAUCAUUUCAACAUGCCUGAUGCCAAUGCCGACAUCGAAGGAUGUGCAAGGAUGA